Molecule: messenger RNA, 834 nt
Organism: Episyrphus balteatus (marmalade hoverfly)
Lineage: Eukaryota; Metazoa; Arthropoda; Insecta; Diptera; Syrphidae
Product: activator of basal transcription 1-like
Exons: 2
Coding region: 121-816 (231 amino acids)
Biological process (GO): endonucleolytic cleavage in 5'-ETS of tricistronic rRNA transcript (SSU-rRNA, 5.8S rRNA, LSU-rRNA); endonucleolytic cleavage to generate mature 5'-end of SSU-rRNA from (SSU-rRNA, 5.8S rRNA, LSU-rRNA); endonucleolytic cleavage in ITS1 to separate SSU-rRNA from 5.8S rRNA and LSU-rRNA from tricistronic rRNA transcript (SSU-rRNA, 5.8S rRNA, LSU-rRNA)
Cellular component (GO): nucleolus
Molecular function (GO): RNA binding
Source: RefSeq, a predicted model, not a curated record
UCAUUCGGUUGCACGUGAAAAUUACUGUCAAAAUAUACAAAUAUUUGAGAACAUUUUAAAAAUCCUUUUUAUUUAAACAUUUCUUUGCUCAUUUGCUGUAAAAAUUACAAAUAAUUAAAUAUGAAAAAAAGAAAAUCAAGAGGCCCAAUUGCACCAGAAUAUUUAGAAAAUAAAAAAGACGAAGAUAAAGAAAUUAUAGAAAAUCAAGACAACAUGGAAGAAGAUUCUGGUAAUGAUCCUGUAGAACCAACAACUCAAAACGGCAGCGGCACAGAGGAAGGAGAAGAACCAAGUGACAUCGAAAUGGAGCAACUUUCCAAACCAAAGAAGAAGCGAAAAAAGGGAAUCAUCUACGUCUCGAAUUUACCCAAACACAUGAAUGUCACACGAAUUCGAGAAAUUCUAGGUGGCUAUGGACAAAUUGGUCGAGUUUUUUUGCAACCUGAAAAAAUGCCAGUAACUGAAAAACAAAAGAAACGAAAACGUUUAUCUCGUCACUUUACAGAAGGAUGGGUUGAAUUUCUAAGCAAACGAACAGCAAAACAAAUUGUUCAAUUUCUCAAUAAUAAGCAAAUAUCGACGAGAAAAAAAUCACAAUUCUAUGAUUCAUUGUGGAGCAUGAAAUAUCUGCCAAGAUUCAAAUGGGUUCAUCUAACUGAACGUAUGAAUUAUGAGCAAGCUGUUCACAAGCAGCGAUUGAUGACUGAAGUUUCACAGGCUAGAAAAGAGACUUCGUUCUUCCAGAAUAAUUUAGAUCAAAGUGAAUAUAUCAAGAAAAAGAACAAGAUGAAUAAUAAAGAAAAAAAGUCUUCCUAGUUAUCAGAUUGCUAUAUU